AUGUCAAGUGGCACAUUAGACAGCGACAACCUGAGUGCUGCGGAGAGGCUGCAGGCGCUGAAGCUGAGGCUGCAGCAGAAGCACAGAGCAGCAGAGGGGACAGGAGCAGGUGGGAAGAUUAAUAAUGGCCAUGGGGGAACGAGGAUGGAUGAUGCUUAUGGGAGCAGCAGAGGGGGUGAUGGGGGUGGGAGGAGUGAUGGGAGCAAUGAAAAUAAUAGGAGCGAUGCUGCGAAGAAGAGAUACGAUUUCGUGCAGUAUCCACUGAUUCGGCUUAUUCACCGCACUCGGGACUGCUCGCCUGUCACAGAAAAGCUCCUGGGCAGCGUGAGUUUGGAUCUAGUGGCGGAUAUGGCCGGCAAACUCACUGACGGCACCGGCAGCAUCACUGCAGUGGUGGCCCCCCAGCUGGGGGCCCUGCAUGACGUCAUCCUCACCACUGAGGAACCUUCUGAGAAGCUUCCAGCUUCUGCUGGAGCUGUGGGGGGAGCAGUGGGGGGCGCUGUGGGGAAGAUGAUGGGGGGGAAGGUGGGGGAAGGGGUUGGGGGACUGGGGGGGACAUUGGGGGGAGCGCUGGGGGGAGCGUUGGGGGGAUUGAUGGGGGGAAGGCGGGCUGCUGUUCCUGCUGGUAAGUCGGUGCGCAGUAGAAGAGGAGGGGUAAAUGGGGCUGACAGCAACAGCAGCAGUACAGGUGGCGGUGGCAGCAGCAGUGGCAGCAGCAGUAGUCGGGGCAAGGAGCUGGACGGCAUUCUUCGUCCUACUAAUGGGCCGCGCGUGCACGUGCUGUGCAACGCACGUGUGGUGCAGAUGCCGAGGGAGCGAGUGGAGCAGCUUGAGACGUGCCCCUGCCUGCCGGGAAUAGCCGUACCUGUCAUGAGACCCCCGUGGGUGCGUGUGAUGGCACACGACGAGAACCAACAGCAGCAUGUGUAUCUGUUUAGGGGAGCAGCAGCGCGCUUGGUGCUUCGAGCCAUGGACCACUGCCACGGCAGGCGGCUGCUGGACGUGCGUGCAUUCAUUCAUCCCCUUGUAUCCACCCUGGCAUUCAAGGGAGCAGCAGCAUGCUUUGUGCUUCGGGCCAUGGACCACUCUCACGGCAGGCUGCUGCUGGACGUGCAAUCACCCCCGCCUACCUCCCUCAUUCCCCUCACCCUGCUCACCGCCCUUAACCGCCCUCAACCGCCCUGCAGUUCAAGGGAGCAGCAGCCUGGUCCAUUCUUCGAGCCAUGGACCACUGUGGAGGGGGUGUAUCUGGAGGACGAGGGCCAAUCAGCAGCGCCGGGAGGGCCCUACCGGCCAAUCAAGUACUGGGGGGGAACGGACAUCGUGUGGCGAGGGGAGAUUGAGCCAAUCCCGUUGCGACAAGUGGUUGUUCACGCCAUGGCCGUGUGGCUGGCUGGCAUGGCAGCAGAGGAGUUAAUCACCCCUACCCUACGUAUCUUGCUUUCCCUCCUUUCCUCUCUCCUCUUCCCCCCGUCUCCUUGUCCCAUCACAUCUGCUCCGUUCCUGCGCCUGCGCUCUUUUGCCCUCCCAUCUGCCCCCUUGCCCACGCCAUCAGCUGCUGCGCUCGCCACGGCCUUUGCUCUCAUCUGCCGCGCUCCAGAGGUGUGGGGUGCUGCACCCACCGCACCACAGGGGGAGGCGAUACAGGCAAAGGCACCACAGGUGGUGCAGGAGGCAAUGACACUGGCAUCUUCCACUCUCCGGCAGCAUGAGAGUGCCCUGCACGCCAUUGCAUGGUGCCUUGUGGAUGCUGGGGAGGCGAGUGAGGGCGAGAUCGCUGCUGCUGUCGCUGGUGCUGUUGUUGCUACCGGUAGUGCCAGUGUGAACACACACCACAAGGCUGUACAUCCAGCUGCUGCAGGAUGA
Closterium sp. NIES-65 is the source of this 1866-nucleotide messenger RNA. Lineage: Eukaryota; Viridiplantae; Streptophyta; Zygnematophyceae; Desmidiales; Closteriaceae. The record is from the annotation of a GenBank genome assembly.